GUUUUGGAUUUGCUCGUGUUUGUGCCCUUGUCGGACACGGGCGAACCUCAGAACAUUGUUGUAAUGCGAUUGGUGCGUGUAGUGAAAUCAUUGCGAGCAAUUCGCAUGGUCCGUACUCUUCGACUCUUUCGCGGCUUAAAUUUGUUAGUGAAGGCCUGUCAGUGCUUCCUGCCGUCCUUGGGAUGGUCAAUGGUGUUGCUGGUUGUUUUCAUGUCGAUGGGCACUCUCGUCAUGGGCAACCUUCUGCGGGAUUUCAUUACGGACAAAGAUGCCAACAUGGACGACCGGCUGUGGAUUUAUUCGCGUUAUGGCACAGCUUAUCAUGCGAUGUACACUUUAUAUGAAAUUACCUUCGCAGGCAACUGGCCGACUAACGCGCGGCCUGUUCUGGAGAAGGUGAACCACUCGUUCGUGAUUUUUUACGUCAUCUACAUCACCAUCAUCGUGUUCGCUGUGAUACGUGUAAUCAGCGCAACAUUUUUGAAGGAUACCUUAGAUGCUGCGCAGAACGAUGCGGAAAAUUUGGUGGUGGAACGCCUGCGGAAAAAGGCCCAAUAUGUCAAGAAGUUGGAGGAGGUGUUCAUGGCCAUCGACCACUCAGGGGAUGGCAUGAUCUCGGAGGAGCGCCUUGCCAACAUCUUGUCGAAUCCCAAAGCGGUGGCUUAUUUUCAGACGCUGGAUGUGGACGUGACAGAAAGUGCCGCACUUUUCCACUUGAUCGAUAACGGAGACGGUGAGGUCACAUUGGAUGAGUUCAUCGAAGGCAUCAUGCGGUGCAAAGGCCCAGCGAGGGCAAUUGACCAGGUGGCGAUGCGCGCAAUGAUUCAGCAGAUGGAUCAAAAACUGUCCAAGCUCACGAAGAGGUUGGUAGAAUCAGGUGCAAUUCUGCCGAAGUUGAACACCGCACCGUCGGCUGACAGCCCUGGCAUAUGGUAA
This is a messenger RNA of Symbiodinium necroappetens, 936 nucleotides long. The record is from the annotation of a GenBank genome assembly. NCBI's taxonomy places the organism in Eukaryota, Dinophyceae, Suessiales, Symbiodiniaceae.